UUCCCGAUGCCUUUAAUUGCGCGUCCAGACGAACGGCGCCUACCAUUCGCUCAGCACGGCUGGGACAACAACACAAACUUCUACGAGCUAUCGUACGUCGUACAGUGCGUGAUAGGGGCGUGGACCACCCAGAUCAGCAACAGUGUGGACUUACUGUUCGUUAGCAUCAUGAUCCUCACAGCUGCGCAGCUGCAGAUUCUCACAAUUCGCAUUGCCAGUCUCAAACCUGAGGACACUGAAGUAAAGCUAGAGAAAGGAAUCAGUUGCGUGGCAGAUCAGACGGAAAAAAAUUGCAGUGAUAAAAUGUAUGAAAAAUUGCGUCUGUGCAUUGAGAGUCACCAGAAAAUCCUCAGGUUCGUCAAGCAUUUGGAGAAGACAAUGAGUUCCAUCGUAAUGACACAAUUCAGCUUCAGCGUCCUCGUCACGUGUGUGUCAUUGUUUCAAGCAACAUACAGCACGGAACUCGGCUCAGUGUUGAAGUGCAUCUGUUUCCUUCCUGUACCCGCUGGCCAGAUCUACUUAUACUGCUGGUCGGCACACAACAUUACCGAACAGGCGGAGGCAGUAACGCUGGCGGCGUACAGCUGUUCCUGGUUGAAGGCGAGCCGUCGAUUCAAGCGCGCUUUGAGGAUACUCAUGAGCCGCGCCCAGAAGCCGCUCGUUCUCACCACUGCACACCUCUACCCCAUGAACAGGGAAGCGUUCGUUUCGCUGGUGAAUGCAUCAUAUUCAUACUACGCAUUGCUGGGUCAAAUGACUAAAUGAUAGAGUCAAUCCCUAAUUUGGAACCAAGGUCUCCAGUGGUUUAUGAUAUUAUGGUUUUAAUAGAUGUACCUGUAUAUUUCAAAACUUCUUUCACUGAUGGCAUUCCGUCAUGACAUUAUAUGAUGUAACAAAAAGCUACAAAAUAUCAGACAUGUUCAUAUUAAAUAACAAUUGAAAAGACAUCAGCUAAAUGUAUGGGUAAUAGUGAAACCUAUGAAAGGAUAGAUAUAAAUUAAAAUAAGGAAAAGUAUAUGUCGAAAUUUAUAGUAAUUUCAGUUAAUGAGCAAUGUUUCUUUACUGAAUGUAUACAAAGAAUAAUUAUUUAGAUGGAAAGUAUCUCACAAAAUUUGUGCUUAACUUUCAUCUAUCUAAAUAUGAAUUUCAAAUUAAUUUUCUCUGGAAGCUGCUAUAAAUGCUACACUGUUCGAGGUUUUGUGUAAUAAAUGCUUGCUGGUGUAACAAAUGUACUGAAGACUAUUAAGCUGAAAUUGUAAUCACCUUUACUGCUUUCUCCUUGUUGAUAGAUAACAUCACACUAUUAGCUCUUCUCAUAAUUUCUCUUCUAAUUAAGAAAAAAAUUAAACAUUUAUUUAAUUUAAGAGAAAACAUUAGUUGCUUACCAAAGACAGUAGUAUCGAGCUAUAGGUGCCUUUCCAG
Molecule: messenger RNA, 1422 nt
Organism: Schistocerca cancellata (South American locust)
Lineage: Eukaryota; Metazoa; Arthropoda; Insecta; Orthoptera; Acrididae
Product: odorant receptor 43a-like
Exons: 5
Coding region: 7-765 (252 amino acids)
Biological process (GO): detection of chemical stimulus involved in sensory perception of smell; sensory perception of smell
Cellular component (GO): plasma membrane
Molecular function (GO): odorant binding; olfactory receptor activity
Source: RefSeq, a predicted model, not a curated record